AUGCCAAUCGAUUAUAGCAAAUGGGAUAGGUUAGAACUUAGUGACGAUGACGAGAUAGAAUGUCAUCCAAAUGUUGAUAAAGCAUCAUUAAUACGUUGGAAACAAGCGGAUAUUCAUGCUAAACGUGAAGAAAGACGACAAAAAAUUGCUUCUUUGAAACAGCAAAUAUCACUAAAUGAUGUUUUGCUUUCACGUAUUGAUGAUAUGAUUGUUAAGUUAAAAAAAGAAGGUGAAGUUGAAGGCGAAGAUGCUUGGAAACAAAUCAGAGGAGGACUUGGAGAAAUUCCAAUUUUAGCUUCUGAACAGCGUUUACUUGAAGAAGUGGAAAAAGAUGAAAAGGGGGACGAUGCUAAUAUUUCAGAAAGCAAAACAUCCACUAUCAAUAAUUCAUCACGUCGCGUUCUUGCUGACGGGACUUAUGCUACUGAAACUAUAUUUUCAUCAAACUCGUCAAAUUUAGCAAGACUUGAGGCACUAAAAUCAGCAACAAAACCUCCAAUUAGAGGUGAUUUCUUCCUUGGAUCUGUAUUAGCUUCAACAUUAACAAAAUUAGUUAUGCGAUAUUCUGAAAAUUCAAAUGACCAAAAAAAAAUAAAUUCCUUGAGAGCCGAGGCGAUGCUUAUAAUGGCUAGUGUUAUUCGUGUUGGACAAUCUCAAUUUGUAACAAAUCCAAUUGAUGAAGACUCUUAUGAUCGAAUACUGUCUUGUUUACAUGUUUUAGAACAAUUUUCAAAUGAUUUAGCCAUUAAAAAUAUAUUUUUACAAGAUACAAAAGCAUCAUUUACGAGAAUUGUGGAGGCAGAAGAAAAACGAUCAGCUGCUAAAAAAGCAAAAGAUAAAGUUACUAAUAAAAUCCAGGUAGAUGAGCUCAUCACAUUUAGGCAAUUUUCCAAACGUAAUCUUGGUGAAGAAACUGAUGAAAAUAAAUCAACAACUACAAAAAAAGAUGUGGAUGAAGAAGAAUCUGGUGACAUUGAAGUUACAGAACUUGCUAAACAAUUUGCAGAAAUAAAAGAUUAUAAAAUGAGUUAUGAGUUUAUAACCAAACAUCCAGAAGUUGUUUCACAGGAAAUGACUGAUCAAAUUUUGGCUGAAGCGUUCCAAGCUCAAUUAAAAGGAAAAGCCAAAUUAGCUAAACAAUGUGCACAUCAAGGAUGGUUAUUACAAUAUUGCCAAAGAUUGGGCAAAGAUGGCGUUAGACUUUUCUUUGAAAGAAUAAAUGGACCAAAUCCUCAAGCACGUGAAAUUUUUAUGAAUGAUGUUAAUGAAACAUACAACCAUAUAAGGGAACGUUGUAAAAUUAUAGCAGCAGAGAAAACACAAAAACCACAACCAUCCUCUCGUCAAGCAGAACAAAUUCAAAUUGAAGUUACUGGACCAAAUUCUUCACUUAAUGUUCGAGUUCCUGAUGAAAACUCAACCGAUAAGAAUGAACAAGACAAAUAUAAAAUUUUCACAACACUACCAAAAAAUCUUCAAGAAGCACUUAAAACAGGCGAAAUAACCAAGAUUAAUGAAGUCUUAGGAGAAAUGUCGGUUGAAGAAGCAGAAGAUGCUUUGAAAAUAUGUGGUGAUGCUGAUGUUUUAUCGAUUGAAGAAGGAAUUAUUGAUACUACUAAAGGUGAAGUUGUACCAAAUCAAGAAAUUACUGCUGACAAUGAAAAUGAUAAUGACAAGAAAUUAGGAUAA
Molecule: messenger RNA, 1689 nt
Organism: Entrophospora sp. SA101
Lineage: Eukaryota; Fungi; Glomeromycota; Glomeromycetes; Entrophosporales; Entrophosporaceae
Source: the annotation of a GenBank genome assembly